This is a messenger RNA of Pangasianodon hypophthalmus (striped catfish), 3008 nucleotides long. RefSeq names its product NIPA magnesium transporter 1 (gene nipa1). Gene Ontology annotation, cellular component: membrane. Bases 113 to 1039 code for a protein of 308 amino acids. The record is from RefSeq and is a predicted model, not a curated record. Gene Ontology annotation, biological process: magnesium ion transport. Gene Ontology annotation, molecular function: magnesium ion transmembrane transporter activity. NCBI's taxonomy places the organism in Eukaryota, Metazoa, Chordata, Actinopteri, Siluriformes, Pangasiidae. The transcript is spliced from 5 exons.
AUCUACACAACACGGAAAUGUUUUCCUCGCUUCACUGCUGCUCUAUUCAAACGCAUAGAAGUUACUUUUAAAUAAAAAAAAGACUGAAUUAAAAGAUUUAAACACUGUAUUUAUGGAGGAAAAGUCUCCUUUAUCGCUUGUUGGUGGUGUUGGAAUCGCGGUCGUGUCCAGUUUUAUUAAUGGCUCCACGUUUGUACUGCAGAAAAAGGGAAUAUUGCGUUCUCGCAAAGCUGGGAAGACUUACCUGUCUGACUGUGUGUGGUGGAGCGGGACACUGGCCAUGAUAGUGGGUCAGGUCGGGAACUUCGUCGCGCACAACGCAGCCCCGGCCGUGUUAGUGACGCCACUCGGAGCGCUCGGGGUUCUGUUCGGAGCUGUUCUGGCCUCAUGGCUCCUCCAGGAGCAGCUGGAGCUCCUGGGUAAACUGGGCUGUGUGCUGUGCUGCUGUGGCUCCGUGGUGCUCAUCAUUCACUCCCCGAAUUCCGACAGCGUGGCGUCGAGAGCUGAGUUCCAGCAGCGACUUCUCGACCCGGUGUUUCUGUGCUACAUCACCCUGGUGGUGCUGCUGUUGGUGCUGCUGAUUGGCUGGCUCUCUCCGGCGUACGGAAAGUCCAACAUCAUGGUGUACGUGGGAAUCUGUUCCCUGUUGGGAAGCUUCACCGUGCCGAGCUGUAAAGGCCUGGGUCUGGCUGCGAAGGAGGCGUUCGGCGGAGACUCGUCUCCUGAUCACGGAGCUCUGUUCCUCUUCCUGUGCUUGCUGGGAAUUCUCCUCGUCAGCAUCCUCACCCAGUUCACCUUCAUCAACAGAGCCUUGGAGAGCUUCAGCUCCAACGUGUUCGAGGCCGUGUAUUACGUCACGUUCACGUCCUCGGUCAUCCUCGCUACCGCCAUCUUGUUUAAAGAGUGGGAGGCGCUCGGCGCUCUGGACUGUUUGGGUAUUUUAUGUGGAUUCAUUACGAUAUCAGUGGGAGUGACGUUGUUACGCAUAUCUCAGGAAGCCGUGCUCAUGUGGACUCCGGCCAAAACCAAAGAGCAGUAGUUUAUAUUUUAUCACAUCUCAUAACUCCGAAGCUCUUCUGCGUUGUUUUUCGAUCAUGUGCUCGUUUCAGCCAUCCUCGACUGUAACCUGUGAUUGUGUUAUAACAGUGUUAUGACACAGCGCCCCCUGCUGGGGACGAGUUAUUUAUCAACAUACUCUCACUUCCCUCUGUGGAAAUUUAUGGAAUUCUGUCUCGUUAUUAAUAGACAUAAUCUGCUUUUUGGGGCGUGGUUAAACCGGGAACAUGCAACUAAUUAAAUAAAUCAACUGAAUAAAUAAUACAACUUGUCCAAAGGUAUAAAAUAAUCCUAAUAUUAAGAAGAUGUUAUGUUAAUCCCUCUACCCUUAUAUCAAUCCCGCUACCCUUAUGUCAAUCCCACUAUCUUUAUGUCAAUUCUGUUAUCCUUAUGUCAAUCCCGCUACCCUUAUGUCAAUCCCUCUAUCCUUAUGUCAAUUCUGUUAUCCUUAUGUCAAUCCAAUUAUCCUUACGUCAAUCCUGCUACCCUUAUGUCAAUCCCUUUACCCUUAUAUCAAUUCCGUUAUCCUUAUAUCAAUUCGGUUACCCUUAUGUCAAUCCUGCUAUCCUUGUGUCAAUUCCGUUAUCCUUUCAACUUUCCUUGUAUUUAGAAUGAAAAGGCCAGGACUUAAAGCCAAUUCGAUCACUGCUUUCCCAUUUUUAAUACUUAAUACAACAAAAUACUCCCUUGUUGCAAUUUAGGCUCCAAAUUAAUUUUCCCUCAUUACAGAAAUCAUCACUCCACCACUCCAACAUUACCGUUCAGGUGCCGUGAAACACCGUUGGUGCACGACCUGAUAGUAGCUGAUAGUAGUGUUUAAAUAUUUAACUUGCAAAAAAUAUACUCCUUUUUUCUCUUGUCCCAUAAAUAUAUGGGCGUGUUGAGAACUAUUUAUGAUUAUUUAUGACCAAAACUCACAAUCUAACAGUGGCUGAGAGUUAUAGAGAAGAUUUGAUAUUUAUUUAUUAAGUUUUAGGAUGGAUCAAACCACAUUUUCGUGUAGUUGUAAAGACGCAUCUGUGAAACCAAACACACCAGAUGUCUUGUUGCGACAUUUUCUGGUGUCCAUUUUGUCCUGGGGGUGUGUAAACUUUUGCACUCUACCACACAAGCAUAACUCAGCGUGCUCAGGAGAUCACAGCCGUUUUGAUGAAAUGAUAUGAGGUAUGAUGUCACUAAUGACCUGUGUAUUAAUGAAGCCUAGAGCGGUUUUUCCCCUUGAGUGUAUUGUUUUGUCAUAAAACUCAGAAUAUUAAGUUUCUGAUGGAGAAUAAUGACGUGUAGUGAGGAAUGUGGAGCUGUGAGCUUUAACGCAACGUCCUACACGUACUGAAAGAGCAGCAUUGAGCCUGGAGACGACACACACAAAGACUUCAUAGAGACGCAGACGCCUUUAUUUACCAUGGCCAUGUGAGAGAUUUUAUAUAUAUUCAACAUCUGACAGUCACAGUUAUAUAUUUAUACCACAAUAGAACAAACUAUGUGUGUUUUUGAACUCUUAGUAUUAUUUUUUAUUGGCUACUAAUAUAAUAAAGUGUUGGGAAUGAUAAUUAUUUUAGUCUUAAUAAAUAUAAUGACAAGAAAUCGAGGUUAUACUAAAAUAUAAAAAUAAUACUAAAUCCUUUACAUUCCUCAUUGUGUCACACAAUGACUUUUUUUUUUUUUUUAAUUAAAUAUAAAACCCAAUUCUUGAAAAUCACCAAAAAUGAAGUGAUCUUAAUUAAUGGAUUAAUUUAUAUCUAUGUUUUAAUGUAUUUUUAAUAUUGUGAUGUUAUACCUUCUGACACUGGGUGUUAGAUUAAAGAUUGUUUAUAUGAAUUUUUAUAAUUUUUUUUUUCUUUUAUAAGUCGUAGCGAAAAGUGGAAUUAUACGUACAAUAGACUCAUUGUCCAUAUUAAUAAUUUUAUAUUUAACAUAUGAAUUUAAUAAUGCAAAAAAAUAAUAAAAGCAAU